UUCCUAGCUUCCCAGCAGCGAACAACCAGCACUGCCUUCCAGGCAGCCAUGCAGCAGCCAGCCUGGGCAUUGCUUGCCUUCUGCAGCCUCAUCUUGAGCACUACGGUGGACCUGUCCCCAAAUUUUUGUUCCCAGACCUUUACCUCAGAUCUGAAGCCAGGAUUUCCCAAAACAAUCAAGAUCAAUGACCCAGGAGUCCUCAAAGCAGCCAGACACAGUGUUGAAAGGUUCAACAACUACACAAAUGACAUCUUCUUGUUCAAGAAGUCCCAUGUCAGCAGAGCUCUGGUCCAGACAGUGAAAGGCCUGAAAUACAUGCUGGAUAUGGAAACUGGCAGAACUACUUGCAAGAAGACCAAGCACCCCACUCUGGAUGACUGUGACUUCCAGACCAACCACACCUUAAAGCUGACUGAAUCCUCCAAUGGGAAUGUUUCGGGUUCUCAAUCCCCGAGGGAUCCCCUCCCACCCAAUUACCAGUGGCCCUGAUUAUUUCAUGGUCCCAGGUCUCGGAUGAAAGCCCAGAGAUCUAUCUAUCCUUUUGUUCAGUUCUAUAACUGUAGAUGCUCUGUAGCACUAAAUCUGCUACAGAGCAUCUUGACCUUUCAAGGAUGAUAAAAGUUAUAAAUAAAUGUGAAUAAAGAACUGAC
Artibeus jamaicensis (Jamaican fruit-eating bat) is the source of this 650-nucleotide messenger RNA. RefSeq names its product cystatin F (gene CST7). Lineage: Eukaryota; Metazoa; Chordata; Mammalia; Chiroptera; Phyllostomidae. Gene Ontology annotation, biological process: immune response; positive regulation of myelination; negative regulation of microglial cell activation. Gene Ontology annotation, molecular function: cysteine-type endopeptidase inhibitor activity. The record is from RefSeq and is a predicted model, not a curated record. The transcript has 4 exons. Gene Ontology annotation, cellular component: endoplasmic reticulum; Golgi apparatus; late endosome. Bases 49 to 489 code for a protein of 146 amino acids.